This is a messenger RNA of Ustilaginoidea virens, 855 nucleotides long. RefSeq lists its product as uncharacterized. The coding region runs from base 1 to 855 and encodes 284 amino acids. The transcript has a single exon. The record is from RefSeq and is a predicted model, not a curated record. Lineage: Eukaryota; Fungi; Ascomycota; Sordariomycetes; Hypocreales; Clavicipitaceae.
AUGACUCUCCACGAGGCCGAGACGGCGCCCACCCCGUCCCCCGUCCCCCUCGCCCCCCCUCCCGCCGACGAGCACGGGCACGAGGACAAGCACGAGGACAAGCACGAGGACAAGCACGAGGACAAGCACGAGGACGAGCACGAGCGCUCCGCCCGCCGCAGCAAGCCCGCCCACCAUCAUAAGCCCAAGCCCGCGCCGUUCCCCCUGCCCAAGCUGCGCGUCGAGUUCCGCGACAUCACCCACCCCGGCGCCAGGCUCUUCUUCGGCGCCGUCCACGCCUCGGACGUCGUGACCGAGGCCACGGCCAACGUCCUGCGCCUGCUGUACAGGUGCCCCUCCGACCCGGCCACCACGGCGCCGCCCACCCGCUCCGUCACCUUCGUCUUCCGAGACAUGCCCGGCGUGGCCUACACCACCGGCUCCGAGCUCGACGACGACCACAAGGAGAUCCACUUCGCCCUGGGCCACAUCGCCAACUCGAGCAGGUCCACCCUGGGCAAGGAGAUUGCCGGCGUCGUCACCCACGAGCUCGUCCACUGCCUCCAGUGGAACGCCCGCGGCACCUGUCCCGGCGGCUUGAUCGAGGGCGUCGCCGACUGGGUCCGCCUCCGCUGCCACCUGGUCCCUCCGCACUGGAAAAGGGAGGCUGGCGCCAAGUGGGAUGCUGGCUAUCAACACACUGCCUACUUCCUGGACUACCUAGAGGCUCGCUUUGGCGAGGGUUUCGUGAGGAGACUGAACGAGAAGCUGCGGCACGAAGCGUAUGAGGAGGAUACGUUUUGGUCCGACUUGACGGGGUCGACUGUUUCUUCCUUGUUUGAUGAUUAUCAGGGCACUUUAAAGGCCGACAAAUAG